AUGUCCAAUACUACCAACUCUUCCUCCGUUCAACUGCGCACUAUUACCGGGUCGGAGUUGACCGUGUGGAUAGUCGCCCAAUUCGUCAUUGGAAUUGUGGGCGCCGUCUUGACCAUUCUCCUCCUGAUUAUCAUGCACCGACAGCAGAGACUGCGACGCGGAUCCGGGCUACUUAUCGCUCAUGCACUGAGCGUCGAUCUGAUUUUCUGUCUCGUCAUCAGCCCAGUCACCGUUAUCCCCAUUUACCUUCACCAGAUGGACAUUCCCGUUUGGUACAACUGUGUCCUCGCUGACUUUUUUCUACUGGUCGCCAUCUACCUCGGGAACUGGACAGCCGUGGUGCUGGCCAUUAACCGGCUGAUCGCCAUUAUUCUACCGCAGAUGUACACCAAGAUGACAUCACUGCGUUUUACUACGUGUUUGCUGAUCUUUGUCUGGACCAUCACGAUCACUUGUAAUAUCCCGAACCUCAAUAUCGUACCGGGAUUGGCGCACGGCCGGCAAGCGUCGGGUGCGUGUGGUCUGAUACAGAAUGACAGGGGGAUUUUUACCAUACUGGGAGUUCUCGGCACGUAUUUACCCGUGGCGUUAUUAGGCGCGUUGUACAGCUGUUUAUUCGUUCUGUCCCGUUUUGUUAACGGCCGCGACAGGCAAAAUGAUGCACAACGAAGCUUAUUGAAAAGAAAGCUGGCGAUUGCUAAAGCCUUGUGUUUAUCGUUCGUUUGGUACUGUAUCUGCAUUUUGCCGCCCGCUGUGCUGAAUAUGUACUAUGCCGCAUGGUGGAAUAAGGAGAUACGGGUGCUGUUGUACACCAGAAGUGCCCAGCUCCUGGGUUAUGCGGCAAACCCGGUGUUCUUCUUUGCUGUCAAUGCGGAAUACAGAGCGGCACUCCGACGGCUUGGUACCCAUUGUAUUUUUCCAAAACGGCGCCGCCUAACUCACGAGACUCAUGCCGGGAAUUCCAUCAGCAAAUUCCGCCAAUCGUCUUCGAAAUAG
Paramacrobiotus metropolitanus is the source of this 996-nucleotide messenger RNA. Its product is annotated as melatonin receptor type 1B-A-like. The coding region runs from base 1 to 996 and encodes 331 amino acids. Gene Ontology annotation, biological process: G protein-coupled receptor signaling pathway. The transcript is spliced from 2 exons. The record is from RefSeq and is a predicted model, not a curated record. Gene Ontology annotation, cellular component: membrane. Lineage: Eukaryota; Metazoa; Tardigrada; Eutardigrada; Parachela; Macrobiotidae. Gene Ontology annotation, molecular function: G protein-coupled receptor activity.